AUAGGAUACGGUUUCGUUGACUUUGAAUCUCCGAUCGCCGCCGAAAAUGCCGUCAAAAACCUGCAGACUCAAGGAGUUCAGGCACAGAUGGCUAAGCAACAAGAACAGGACCCCACGAAUCUAUACAUCGCAAACCUGCCGCCAUACAUGACAGAGACGGAACUGGAGUCCAUGCUGGCCCCCUAUGGCACCGUCAUCUCCACCAGAAUCCUGCGCGACGCUAAUAUGCAGCCCCGGGGGGUCGGAUUCGCCCGUAUGGAAAGCAAAGAGAAAUGCGAGUCAAUCAUCACUAUAUUCAAUGGGAAACUCCUUCCGAGUUGUAAAGAGGCUCUACUCGUGAAGUUCGCCGACGGGGGCAACAAAAAGAAGACCCAAUUCAAAGGCCAGGACUCGCGCUGGAGGGACGGCGAGCCCCUACCCAUCGCCUACGACUCGUCCGCACUGAGUCAGAACGGUGUGACCGCGCAGAUGAUACCGUCGGCGGCGAUGGGCGCCUAUCAGCGCCAGUACUCGACGCCCGUGUCGGCGGCCUACCCGACGGCCCUACAGACGAACCCAUGGAUGCACCCGCAGGCGGCCACCCAAUACAUAGUGCAGCCACACAUGGCGCAGAUGAUACCCUCGGGCCUGGACCCCAAUACGCUGCACUUCAGCACAUUGAUGCCUCAGCUGACCGCCCAGAUGUCGCAGAUACAGCUGUCGGGCGUGUCGGGCGCCUCCUACGUGACGGGCAGCCCGCACGGGUACGGCACGCAAGCCCUCUACCCGACGCAGCUGAUCCAGACGGUCCCGAUGGGCGGUGACGACCCCUCCAAUCCCAACCAUUCGGUGAGCAGCGGGUCGGCCUCCGGCGAGGAUCAGCACUCGUUUCAAAUGUACAAUCAGUCGAAA
Molecule: messenger RNA, 891 nt
Organism: Oppiella nova
Lineage: Eukaryota; Metazoa; Arthropoda; Arachnida; Sarcoptiformes; Oppiidae
Source: the annotation of a GenBank genome assembly